AUAUAUACCUCCCUCCUUCAAACCAGGAGUAGGAGCGCAGAAGAAAAUUCGCAAAAUUUUACAAGAUCAAAGUUAAUUCGAGGAAUUUCGACGAUCACGAUUGAAUCAGAAAAUGUCGUGGCAGGCGUACGUCGACGAUCACUUGAUGUGCGACAUCGACGGCCACCAUCUGACAGCCGCGGCCAUCCUCGGCCACGACGGUAGUGUGUGGGCCCAGAGCUCCACCUUCCCCAAGUUUAAGCCGGAAGAGAUUACGGCGAUAAUGAAAGAUUUUGAUGAGCCAGGGUCUCUUGCCCCAACUGGAUUACACCUUGGUGGGACAAAGUACAUGGUUAUUCAGGGCGAGGGUGGAGCUGUGAUUCGUGGCAAGAAGGGCUCUGGUGGCGUAACUGUGAAGAAAACCGGCCAAGCUCUGGUUUUCGGUAUAUACGAGGAGCCCUUGACUCCAGGACAAUGUAAUAUGAUUGUGGAGAGGUUGGGAGACUACCUGAUUGAUCAAGGCCUAUAACUCAUAUCACCGUCAUGAUUUUCAUACACUGAAGUUGUCUUUUUCGACUUGCAUAUACUUGCUGGUUAUAUGGUUUGAACUGGCACUGUUGGUGGUGUUACUGAAAAUAACCGUGCGCAGACGGAUGCAUUGCCUUUUGGUGUUCAAGGAUUUGUUCAUUUCCCCGAUUUUUCGUGUGUUUCUGAAUGUGUGUAUUUAUUCGCUCAGCUCAUUGUUUGCUCCUAAGUUCUGAGUAUCCUUGGAUUUCACCUUAUUACGAUGUGGUAAAAAUUAUUUGUUCAAUUCCGAAGAAGAAAUGUUGUUGUAUAAUA
Molecule: messenger RNA, 819 nt
Organism: Pyrus x bretschneideri (Chinese white pear)
Lineage: Eukaryota; Viridiplantae; Streptophyta; Magnoliopsida; Rosales; Rosaceae
Product: profilin
Exons: 3
Coding region: 113-508 (131 amino acids)
Cellular component (GO): cell cortex
Molecular function (GO): actin monomer binding
Source: RefSeq, a predicted model, not a curated record